AUGGUCAGCACCUCGUACCUGGUGUUAUCUAUUUUGCUGGUGCUCAUACAGAGCAUAUGGGCUCAAAAUCUAACCCAGCUGUCCACGCUACCUGAAUGUGCAUCAAAAAUAUUCGCCUUUUGCAAAGUCCCGAUAAGAAAUCUUGGUCCCACGAUUAAUGGCAUUGCUGCAGGACUUGGAAGUGCAGCGUUUGUCUUUAUUCUCACCAGACUCGCGACAAGGCUUCAUUAUUCAGAAGGUGGGCUAGGCUGGGAUGACAUAGCUAUCAUAUUGCCUCUGCAAUUUGUACCGUCGGCAUACUCUCUUGUCUAUUUGCUAUCGUCUUUCAAUGUUCACCUGUUCGUUUCGCCUGGCAAUUUUGGAGUGGAGACCGAUCAGGAAAAUGUGUGA
This is a messenger RNA of Verruconis gallopava, 390 nucleotides long. RefSeq lists its product as uncharacterized. The transcript has 3 exons. The coding region runs from base 1 to 390 and encodes 129 amino acids. Lineage: Eukaryota; Fungi; Ascomycota; Dothideomycetes; Venturiales; Sympoventuriaceae. The record is from RefSeq and is a predicted model, not a curated record.